This is a messenger RNA of Aspergillus candidus, 666 nucleotides long. Its product is annotated as hydrophobin family protein. The coding region runs from base 196 to 582 and encodes 128 amino acids. The transcript has 3 exons. Gene Ontology annotation, molecular function: structural constituent of cell wall. NCBI's taxonomy places the organism in Eukaryota, Fungi, Ascomycota, Eurotiomycetes, Eurotiales, Aspergillaceae. The record is from RefSeq and is a predicted model, not a curated record. Gene Ontology annotation, cellular component: fungal-type cell wall.
CUUUGCUAAGGGGUUCACGAUAAUGCCAUGUAAUCAAUCACUCGGUCUUGCCAUCGGACCGCGAAGAUAUAAAGAGGGUCUCAUCCUUCCCUGCUGUCCAUCCUCAGAUCCUCAAUCAACUCAAAGUUCAGUGUCCAUUUCUCUUCCCUACUCAGUCACAAAGACAAACCCUCACAAACCACCUUUACAAACACAAUGAAGUUCUCCACCGCCCUGUCCUUCCUCGCCGCCGCCGGCACCAUGGUCUCCGCGACCCCCGACGCCAACGAGCAGUCGCUGCAGAACAAGCUCAUGGACGCCGUCAACUCCGGCAAGCUCCAGGCCACUACUUCCAGCAAAGCCGAGGACAAGUCUAAGUGUCUGCCCCCGCUGCUGUGCUGCGGCUCCCUGGCCACUCCCCUGGACCCCCUGGUCGACCCCAUCCUGGAGGGUCUCGGCAUCAACGCCGCCGAGAUCGUCGGCUCUCUCGGCCUCCUGUGCCACGCCUACGAGAAGGACUCUUGCGACUCCGCUCCCAAGUGCUGCACCGAGGUCAACCUGCUGGGUGGUCUCCUCGCCGUCGGUUGCUCCGAUGCCGAAUAAAUCAGCCGAUGAAAUCCACGCCUCUGGUCCGGGGACCCGGAUGGGGACGCGUGCGGGCCACCAGAAAUUCUACCCGAGUUUGGU